AUGCGGCGGAAAAUCCAGUCGCUCAUCGUCGGAUAUGGCGUGCCGGCCAUCUGGUUCACCAUCAACCCGAACGACAUUACGAACCCGGUGAAGCUGCGACUGGCGGCAUACCGCACACGCGAUCCCGACGCGGCCGAGGAGUUCUUAGAAGGCCUUGGGGAUGCGUAUAAGCGGGCACGGCUGGCGAUAUCGGAUCCCAUGAGCUCGGCCGUGUUCUUCCACCGCGAGAUGAAGCUGUUCUUCGAUCAUUACGUGAAGCGUCUUCUCAGAGGAUCUGGACCAGGAAAGUUUUGCGCCGUGCAAGCGGAGCGAUCUGUGACGGGCGGUAUUGGUUCCCUGCUGGACAACGCCGCGCAGUUCUCGGCCGCGUUUAUUGAGGAGGCCAACUUCUGUGCCGGCGCGACGCAGGUGCACACGCAUAGCCCGACCUGUGUGAAGUAUUCCUUGGGCAAAGGAGGGCGGAAAGGGGACCUCUGCCGGUUCAAGGCGCCAUGGAGGUUAGUCGACAAGACCGCCCUCACGGCAGACGGGGUGCUGCAGAUCCGGAGGACACACAGCAUGGUCAAUCGAUGGAACGAGGCUAUUGCUGUCGGGCUCCGGCACAACCAUGAUAUUUCCUUCAUUGCGACGCAGCGCAAGACAAUGGCCCUCAUCUAUUAUGUCACGAACUACGCGACCAAGGUGGAGGACCCGGUGUGGAAGCGUGUGGCGGCCGCGGCCGAGCUCCUGGCCGCCUCAACAGGGAACAGGACGCGACAGUUCCUGAUGAGAGUGGCGAACCGCGUGUUCACGGAGCGUCCGCUAUCACAGGUCGAGGUCGUCGCUCACCUUCUCGGAUAUCCGGCCGAGUUCACCGACAGCAGCGCGUGGGCGUACCUGAACUGUUCUCUGCUGUACUGGGAAGUCUUUCGGCGAUGGCGGCAUCUCCGAGAAGCCAGUGGCGCUGCGGCUAUGGAUGACACCUUGGAUGAGUCGGUGCUCAGGCGGCCGGGCAAGCACGCUACCGUCUGCCUCGACGGCUACCUGAGCAAGGACUUCACCUACGAUGACGAGUCGUGCUACCGGAGGGCAGCCGUGCAGCAUCUUGCGCUGUUCGUGCCGUGGAGUCCUUCCUGGGCGAAGGAACAGCUGCUUCGACGAUCCGCCGAAGACGCAAAACGCGACGCCAAGCAAUGGGCAGCCUCGUCCGGCGAUGGCGACCCGACGGUCGCACACGUCGAGGAGGGUGGAGCAGGCGAGGCGGGCGCGGAGUCUGCAGCGACAUAUCAGCCCAACAGCAUCGGAGACGCAACGCGGCUCAUCGACGUCGUCCGAGGUGCAGUGGGAGCGAAUCAGGUGACGGCCAAGUCGCCGGAGCUCAUGGCAAUGAUACAGCAGCUCUGUCGGUUUCAGCAAUCGGCGCUGCGCUCGACGGCCGAGCUCGAGGCCACGGCGCUGAUCGAACGAGGGAGAGGCGGUUAA
This is a messenger RNA of Hirsutella rhossiliensis, 1461 nucleotides long. Its product is annotated as PIF1 protein. Lineage: Eukaryota; Fungi; Ascomycota; Sordariomycetes; Hypocreales; Ophiocordycipitaceae. The transcript is spliced from 7 exons. The record is from RefSeq and is a predicted model, not a curated record. The coding region runs from base 1 to 1461 and encodes 486 amino acids.